AUGCUUACCAUUAAGCUUUGCCCUUACAUUACCAUGAUAAGCGUUUGCCUUAUCGUGGUUUCUGGUGAAGAAUCCAAGCAUUUUUUUCUAACCGCUGCUAAAAGUGUACCAAGAAUCGGGAGGAGUGCUAGUAAAAAUGGGAAUUCCGAUUUCGAAAACUUCUUUUUGAAAGCUUCAAAGUCUGUACCGAGAAUCGGAAGAGAAAAUAACGAGGGGAUUAAUUCAAUUGAUAAUGAUGGGUGGGCUAGCCCUAUGAAAUAUCCUAACUGGAACGACAUAGCGUACUUAUACGAAUACCAGCCAGAAUUAUUUGCAUCAGACGAUCUACACGAUAAUUACGAACAACAUUUGCUCGGAAAUGUUCCUUCCAUGUACAAUGCUGAAAACGCAAGAUUUAAAAGGACCAUUCCGCAAAGGUUUACUUUCAGUGGGAGAAAGUAA
Molecule: messenger RNA, 441 nt
Organism: Ceutorhynchus assimilis (cabbage seed weevil)
Lineage: Eukaryota; Metazoa; Arthropoda; Insecta; Coleoptera; Curculionidae
Source: the annotation of a GenBank genome assembly